This is a messenger RNA of Peromyscus eremicus (cactus mouse), 882 nucleotides long. Its product is annotated as carcinoembryonic antigen-related cell adhesion molecule 1-like. Gene Ontology annotation, biological process: signal transduction; regulation of immune system process. The transcript has 6 exons. The record is from RefSeq and is a predicted model, not a curated record. Gene Ontology annotation, cellular component: plasma membrane; cell surface. Gene Ontology annotation, molecular function: protein tyrosine kinase binding. Lineage: Eukaryota; Metazoa; Chordata; Mammalia; Rodentia; Cricetidae. The coding region runs from base 1 to 882 and encodes 293 amino acids.
AUGUGGCAAACCCCACUUUUAACCUACUGGAACUCUCCCACCAUUGCCCAAGUCACUGUUGAAGCAAUUCCACCAUACAUUGUUGAAGGGAUAAACGUUCUUCUGGCUGUCCACAAUCCACCAAGAGAUGUCAUAGUCUUUUACUGGUACAAGGGAAAAGCUUCGGCUUGGAGUGAUGGAAUUGUCCAAAUUAUAACAAAUAAUAAUACAACAACAACAGGGCCUGCAUACAGCGGAAUUCAUGUUACUCAGGGAAGCUCAAUGGGAAGACUAAUCAUGACCUAUCUGUGGGACUUGCAGGGAGCUAGUCUACACUCAGCAUUGGAGGUCAGUGCAUCUGGAGAAACUCGCACAUUGUGUCUCAAGGAAGACUUUAGAUGGUCCCCUCCACUGUUGAUCCACAGAGCUGGUGACUCCACCCUCCAUGAAGUCACCAACACCACAGUAAAAGAACUGUACUCUGUGUUCCUGACCUGCUCCUCAAACAACACUGGGAUCUCCAUCCAUUGGCUCUUCAAUGGCCAGAGUCUGGAGCUCACAGACAGGAUGAAGCUGUCCCAGAACAAUAGCACCCUCAGCAUAGACCCUGUCAGGAGGGAGGAUUCUGGGGACUAUCAGUGUGAGGUCUCCAGUCCAGUCAGUUCCAAGAGGAGUGACCUCAUCCAGCUGGACAUAAUAACUGACCCAACCCAAGGAAGUUCUGGCCUUUCCGGGGGUUCCAUUGCCAGAAUCGUGGUUGGAUCUGUGGUUAUGGUGAAUUUGAUAUCAUCCCUGGUGUAUUUCCUUUAUUUCAGGAAAUCUGCCAAAGUUGCUGUCAAGCAGGCAGGACUCCUUCAGGCAGUCCUAACUACCAACACCCACCCAAUGGACCCUGUAACCUAA